This is a messenger RNA of Haemonchus placei, 780 nucleotides long. NCBI's taxonomy places the organism in Eukaryota, Metazoa, Nematoda, Chromadorea, Rhabditida, Trichostrongylidae. The record is from the annotation of a GenBank genome assembly.
GAGUUCAGCCUCAACGCUUUCCCGUACACCAUUCCUUUGUCGGUAUGUCAACAAGCAAUGAUCGCGUAUGCCAGUUACUCGCAACAUUGGCCGGAGUUCCACUCUACCAGCGAAGUCAAUAUAAUCGAUGUGGAGCACUACUUGCGCGAUACCUAUGCCGAAAUCGAGUAUUUUGCUCGAUUCGCUAUGUCACUACAACCAUUCGCUCAACUCCCUAAAGACCAAAAGUGGCUCCUAUUCCGGAAUUUCUGGCCAGGUUUCUUCGAGUUGGAUCGAUGUUUCCGCACAUGCAAGGUACUAGGCUACGACAUUAAUGAUGAGCGAACGGUAUGUUCAGAUGGGACGAUUAUGAACCCUCUCGGUGAUGUGAUUCGGCUUGAUACCGUAUCCGAUCUCAACGAGGAACAAGUGAGAAAACUAUUGAAACCUUCCCAUGAUCUAUUCCGUGAAUUGGUCACUUACCCAUUCAAGCGGUUGAUGCCGAAUGAAUUCGAGCUCUUGUACAUGGUGAUUAGUUGUAUGUUCAACGUAAAAAAUAUCCCAGGUGUCACAAAAGAGACAAUCGAAGUGGCUGAGCAGGUCAAAUGCCGAUUGGCAGAAGAUGUACACAGUUACUACACAUACGAAUUACGUAAACCAAACUAUGCUUCACGUCUUCACAAAAUGAGCAGUAUCGUAUCAGCAGUCGAUAAGUUGCAAGAGCGUCGAAAAGAGGACAGCCAACUUUCGCGAAUGUUCAAUAUCUUCAAGCAAGACGUCUUCAUGAGUGAAUUGUUUUGA